Molecule: messenger RNA, 2052 nt
Organism: Lithohypha guttulata
Lineage: Eukaryota; Fungi; Ascomycota; Eurotiomycetes; Chaetothyriales; Trichomeriaceae
Gene: MPE1
Product: Protein mpe1
Exons: 3
Coding region: 1-2052 (683 amino acids)
Biological process (GO): ubiquitin-dependent protein catabolic process; protein ubiquitination
Cellular component (GO): nucleus
Molecular function (GO): zinc ion binding; ubiquitin protein ligase activity; nucleic acid binding
Source: RefSeq, a predicted model, not a curated record
AUGUCGUCCUCUGUAUACUUCAAGUUCAAGUCGCAGAAAGAACCUACUCGUGUAGCAAUCGAUGGACCUCACACUGAUGUCUGGAACCUCAAACGUGAAAUCAUCACCUUAUCACGUCUCGGAGAUGGCACAGAUUUCGACCUCAAGAUCUACAAAGAGAACUCAGAUGAAGAAUACACCGAUGAUACCGAGAUAAUACCCAAAGAUUCGACAGUCAUUGCUCGACGAGUACCAGCAGCAGUUCCUGGUAAAGGCAGGGCAGCUCGGUAUGUCUCAGGAAAGCCACCAGCUAGUGCGAAGCCGACAGCGGCAGCUGCAAGAUCUCAAGUUGCUGCAGCAAUGGACAGUGCUCUGACCGAGGAGGAAAGACUGAAGGCCAUGCUCAAGAUGACGGAUGCACAAUGGCAACAGAAACAAGAAGAAAUGUCACACGACCAGAGAAUUCAUCUCUCUGGCCAGAAACCUGGACGGAAAGCAAACGUGCCUGAGGGUGAGCCUCCUCAUGGUUACGUCUGCUAUAGAUGCGGCGACAAAGGUCAUUGGAUUCAAGCUUGCCCAACGAAUGACGAUGCUUCAUACGACAACAGAACAAGGAUAAAGAAGACGACCGGUAUCCCACGGUCUAUGUUGCAAAAGGUGGAACGGUCAGAAAUAGAGAACCUCGAUGAGCAACAAAGAUCAAAUGUUAUGCUUACGUCUGAAGGAGAAUACGUGGUGGCUCAGGCGGACAAGAAGACCUGGCAGAAAUUUCAAGACCAGAAGAAUGCUACAGACCAAGCACAAAAAAAUGUGGAAUCUGGAGACAAGCAGUUGCAGGAACUUGGCUUGGAGUGCCCCAUUGACAAACGAAUGUUUGUAGAUCCAAUGAAGACACCUUGUUGUGGGAAGACGUAUUGUCAUGAGUGCAUCGAGAAUGCUCUUCUUGACAACGACCUUGAAUGUCCGGGUUGUCAUACAGCCAACGUCUCACUCGAGCGUCUCGAGCCAGAUGAAGACAUAAAAAAUAAGAUAAAGGACCAUGCUCAGAAGAAAGAUGGUGGUAGUCCUACUAUGCCAAAUGCUGCAUCACCCAAAUCAGUACAAGCUUCUAACGACUCUCGUCCUGGAUCUCGUGAUGGAGUAACAUCGCCAAAAUCUCCUGGCAGUAUUGUUGGCAAGAAGCGUAGUGCUUCGGACGUUACAGAGACGAAUGUCAAUCUUUCAGUGCCAGCCCCAGCUAUGAAGCGCCAGAAGUCAGGAGGUUCUGACGAAGGAUCAACCAAGUCAGCUACUGACAAUUCGAUGUCUGCUUCCACAGUCGAUCCCAACAAUCCCACCAUGGAGCAGAUGCAAGCCAUGAUGAAGCAAAUGGAAAACAUGCCGCAAAACAUGAAUGGUAUGAACGCCGGUAUGGGCUUCUCUGGUAUGAUGCCAUACAACAUGCCGAAUCCUAUGAUGCCAGUAAUGCCUGCGAUGCCCGCAAUGAAUCCAAUGAUGAUGAUGAACAUGAUGAUGAACGGCAUGGGUGGAAUGCCACCGGUCAACAUGAACGGAGGCAAUGGAAUGGCUAACGGCAUGAAUGGCGGGUUUCCAAACAACAAUACCUUCAACAGCAACUUCAACAACAACCACAACGCCAACGGUCAAGGCUGGAAUAACAACAACAACAAUAACUACUACCAUCAAAAUCAAAACCAAUACGGCCCAAAUCGAGGCAACGGCUACCGCAACAAGAAGUUCCACACCCAGCACAAUCAUCCUCAUCCCCAACAACACAACGCCUUCCAGCAGCAGCAAAAGCCCGCCUCAUCCAUGCAGCAACAACAGCAAAAUACCCACGCAAUCGACCUAUCCAACGUCCCCAAGGGUCCCAAAUCAAUGAAAACUGGUGGCGGUGGUGGUCCUCCCGUCGUACCUGGUGCGCCGACAGGACCCAAAUUCUCGAACCAGCAGAGACAUGUAGGGAAUGAGGAGGACAACGCGUACAUGAGACAGCCUGUGAAUCCACAUAGGGCGAUGAAUAGGAUGAACGGGAGGAAGGGGAUGAGGAAUGCGGAUUAUAAGGAGUUGUGA